Molecule: messenger RNA, 7136 nt
Organism: Anopheles merus
Lineage: Eukaryota; Metazoa; Arthropoda; Insecta; Diptera; Culicidae
Gene: Pcf11
Exons: 13
Coding region: 372-6527 (2051 amino acids)
Biological process (GO): termination of RNA polymerase II transcription
Cellular component (GO): mRNA cleavage factor complex; cytoplasm
Molecular function (GO): phosphatidylinositol binding; ubiquitin binding; RNA polymerase II complex binding
Source: RefSeq, a predicted model, not a curated record
AUUAUUCCGGCGUGUAGUGGUCGAUGUGAAGCCGAACUUUAGCUAAUCAGCCUUUUGUAAGCGUUUUGUUAUAUAGGUUGCUGGCCAUAGAGCUGGUUAGGUAUUAGUUUCCUGUUCAACUGUGCGUUCAAGAUCACUCGAUUUGGCGGAGUGGUCGCAAGUACGGCAGGAAGCAACGGACGUUCGUCCAGCGCUUGGUGUGCAGCGUCAGGAGACAGCGGCUGGCUGUACGGUGGCGGUAGAGAGUAGGCGGGAAAGGGUAGAACGCCCAGCCCGCUUUCCGAAGGCGGCUCAAUACCGUCCGAAUUCAACCGCGCAUCUGUCCCAUCUGUCGUGACCCGGUGCAGCCCAAGGGCACCUCCUGCGCAGUGAUGGACCAGGCGACGGCGAAUGCCGAGGGCCGGGCGAAGCAGAUCGAGAAAGAAUACCUGUCCAGUCUGGCCGACCUGAACGUCAACAGCAAACCGCUGAUAAACAUGCUGACGAUACUGGCCGAGGAAAACCUCGAGUAUGCCCAAAUCAUCGUGCACGCGGUGGAAAAGCACCUGGCAAAGGUUGCACCAGAUGUAAAACUGCCAAUACUUUACCUCGUUGAUUCAAUUGUUAAGAAUGUGGGCAAACAGUAUCAGACGCUCUUCAGUCAGGUCAUAGUGAAUAUGUUCUGCGGAGUGUUUCAAACGGUCAAUGAAAAGAUUCGUGAGAAAAUGUUUAGCUUGCGACAAACGUGGAACGAUGUGUUUCAACAGUCCAAGCUGUACACGCUGGAUGUAAAGAUCAACUCGAUCGAUCCAGGAUGGCCAAUCACAGCACAAUUGAAAUCAAAAACACCAACCGCAAUUCACGUCAAUCCUAUGUUUCUCAAAGCAAAUGGACCUGAGCCAACGAUCGCGAUGCAGCAACAAUUGAGGGAUAAGCAGCGUGAGCUGCUCGAGCUGCAGGCGCGAAAGCUGGAGCUGGAGCUUCUCACCACCAAGAAGCGAAUCAUGGAACAGGAGAAACAGUUGAGCAUCCAAACGGAGAGUGUAGCAAAAGAGCCUUCGCUGGAACUGGUCAAAUCGUUAGAUGGAGCGGGAGGUCAUCUACCAGUUCUUCCUACCAUUCCACCCCCGGGCGUGAUGCCGAAGAGCCGUAUUGCUCCCGUCACCAUGGGCAUGGUAAACAUGGUCAAGACACGCGAUCCUCGGUUGGCGAAGCAACAGGCCGCCGCUCAGCUGGGAGGACCUCCGUCAACUAUGACAGCCAGCAUGAAUAAUCACAACGCGGCGCUGGGUGCAAUGGCGAUACCUCCGCCCGCUAUGGCCUCUGGCUUGAUGGAAGCUUCACAUCACGGUGCGCCUUCGGCGAAACAAUCAUCCGCUCUUGCACGGGACAAUUUCGGUGCAAAAAAUCGCCGACCCGAGGCUAGUGGUGUAGAAAGCACCAGAUCGGAAUCGUCGACGCAAGGUGAAGGAGGUAGCAGCAGUGCACGUGGCAAGAAACAUACGCCAUCUUCCACAGCCAGCAAUAGUUCUGCUUCUUCGCACAGAUCGCGGCACGAUAACGAUGCAAAGGUGCGAAAGGACCGCAAGGAACACUCUUCAUCCUCAUCGUCUACAAGCAGUAGUAGAUCGUCGACCAAAGGCGGUAGCAAGGCGGGCUCUUCCGCACGAUCCGGCAGCAGCGGGUCCGACAAGCGGAAACAACGCACCCAAAGUAACAGCGACGGUGGUUCGCCCCAUGGUCGAAAAUCACCUCACUCGCCUGGAAAGAAGAAAUCUUCAUCUUCGGAGAAAUCUUCAUCCUCUGGUCAUUCGCAAAACGAUAACAGCCCAAAAGCAGCCGGGAAGUCGCGACCGGAAAGCAAAAGCUCUUCGGAAUUGCAUGCCCUCAGUGGCAAACAACCAUCGGCUCAACUUGCGCGAAACAACAAUGUCGAAAGCAAAAAGCAUCAGCAUCCUGCCGGCGAGGCAGCAGCCUUCGAGGGCCGGGACGUUGACUUGCGCUACGGCGUUCCUCAGAAACGGAUCAAGAUCGAUGAGCCGGUGGCCGACGGGCUUUCGGUGACGAAGGAGGCAGACGAAAUGGUUGUGACGAUGGUGGGGCAAAAAUCGUCGGAAGUACAAAAUAAUAGUGCAACAGACGACGAAGAAGCUCUUUCGGCCAUGAUUGCUAAAGAUAUCGAUUUACGAGCAAUUCCUCUGCAGUUGCUUACGCCAAAACUAGUGCCGGAGCUCGAGAGUUCUCUCGGCGGAACCAAGGGCGACGCGUCCGGUUCGAGAUCGUCGAAGAUGGAAUCUCCGUCCAAGCGAUCUGAAGAACUGGAUGAUGGAGAUGAAUUCUCAAGCGGAAAGAAGCGAAGCAGCCCCAUCAAUUCGGACGAACCGAACGCUAAGAAGAGCAAGGCAGAAAUGAUAGAUGCAUUGUUCGGCAAUGAAGAUGUCGAUCUUCGACAGUUGCCGAUCGGAGGAACUCUAUUGAUGGGUGAUGACGCACGUGAUGUAGAUUUCCCAAAGAUGGAAAACGCUGUCAACAUGCCUAGAUCUCCCCUUUCGGAGAAAACCAACAGCAAUCACGGUGCAAAAGGACUUGAAAAGGACAAGCUUGGCAGACCUCUGUUGUACAAUAAAUUACCAGAUGAUCCUAUCGAGCGACGACGAUCCAUCGUCUCCCUUACCAAACCAGGGGACAUCGAUCAUCGGUUUCCGCAGCAGAGCCUUCAUCAUCACGACGCGGCAGAUGAGGACGAUAAUUCGAUGGACAGUAUGAACGCCAACAUUAAAACCAUCAUCGCGCAGGCUCAGGAUCAGAUGGAAAAGGGCGAAAUUACACCCGAGCAGUAUAACAUCCUGAUGAAGCAGGUGAUUCAGCUGAACGAGACGCAAAAGAUUCGCCAGGCGCAGCGCAUCGAGCACGUGAAGCGGCAGGAUCAGUCGGUGAUUCGGAUCGACGAUAAUGGGUCGAUGAGCGGCGAAGACGAUGUGAUCGUAACGUCCGUGACCCCGGCGACGCCCGGCCUGUCGGCGAUGCGGCUAAACGAUCCGAAGGAUAGCAGCUCCGGCAUCGUAAAUGAUUUCCGAGGUAAAAUACAUCCGAUUGACGGAAAGCCUCCACUAGUCAAGCCCUUCGAAGGAGCACCGUUCGCCGGUAUCGGUAUUCCGCCUACGUCCGUUCCGCCACCAGAUAUCCGUGCCCAGCGAGAUCCACGAAGAAUACGUGAAUCGAAAUGGAAUCGGGUAGAGCCUGGUCCAGGCCUAGCUUGGGCCAACCGUCCCGUUGGUCCGAUCGUUGGAGGACCGAUGGUGGUGGCACCUCCGCUAGGCGGUGGAAUUCGCCCCGGAAUGGCGGUACCAAGCCCGUGGGAGCAGGCACCGUUCCCAGUAAUGGCGGACGGUAUGUCCCGAUUCCCGGCCCCACCUGGUCCACUUCCGCUGGGCGUGCUCGGAGGCUUGGCUCCCAACAUGCUGAAUCCGGCCCUGCCGAAGCUGAACGACAGCGUGCGUACGAUCAAUAUCGAUGGCAUCCAGCGGGAGAUUCGGUUCUACGAGGAAAUAGCCGUCAUCUUCAUGAACUGGGACGAGCCGAAGGAGAUCGGAUUCCAGAAGGGUGCGCGCAUGGUGGUGGUCGAUGAUAGGGAAACGUUCGAGCUGGGUUUUAACGAGCCCUACAAAUCGGUCAGCAUUGAGAAUAAAGUCUAUCAGAUGCGUUUGGGGGCGCCGACGAGGGAGCUUUACAUCGAUGACUCCUGGUAUGAGUGCUACUUCGGCGACCAGCCCACGACGAUCAUGCUGGACGGCAAGCCGAGAGUGUUCAAAAUCGCGGGCCCGGCGCCGCAGGUGAAGAUCGGCGACAGUCGCAAGGAUCUUGUCGCCGGCAAAAUUAACAUGAUCGUCGACGCGAAGUACAUGAUACCGGUGUUUCUCGACUGCAAGCCGCAAGUGUUCGAGGUGUACGGCGUGAUGCAUCGGCUACAGUUUGCGGACUUUCUGCUGACGGUGCUGAUCGACGAGCAGCCCUUCCCGGUCGACUACGGCGGGCUGCCGAUGGUGGUGCGAUCGCGUGACCGCGAUUACUACAUCCGGUUCACCGCGCUGCCGAAUCAGGUGGUGCCGGGGCGGGUCUACAUCCGUGACAUGAUUCGCACGCCCCUGUACCGGGACCUGCGCACUCCACCGAAAGAUCCUAGCGCGCUCGAGCCACCGGUGCCACUUAAUCCACCUUUCGCUCCUCCCACCACUGCACCGCCCGCACUGCCCGGAGCGGCCGGUUUGGGCUUCGGAGGAAUCAAUACGCUGCCGCCGGGCGCAAUCGGCCCUCAGCAUCCGGGACUGGCGGGCGCGAACGCAACCUCCACCGGGCUCGAUUACCUCACCAAUCUGAUGCCCUCGAUGGCCAUGCAAACGGGGGCGGCGGCGGGCAAAAAUGGUCCCGGCUAUAGGAUAGAAGCGGACGAGAAGGCAGCCGCCGCUGCAGGCGUGGGAGCUUCGGCAGCGGCCGGCUCUGCGCCGGGCUCUGCGCAACAGCCAAACGCGUCCGCCGCCGUCGGAGGACUGCUGGCGAACAUCAAUGUGGAAGAAUUGUACAAAAAGAUAGUUGCCGCCGGCAUUAUCACGAAGCUCGGGGCGGGCACAUCAUCCUCGCCGACACCGCCACAGGCUGCGGGUGGCGAGGCGGGUGCCGGUACGUCCGCUGGCGGCAAGGACGGAAAAGAGGACGCUAGCAAAUCCAAAGACAAGGAUAAAGCACCCAUUCCAGAGAUUGAGCCAGUGCUGCUGGACAAGCCGGAAACGAUCAAGAAGCGCCAAGCGGCCGUCGUACACCAGCUGUUCUCGGGCAUGCAGUGCAGCAGUUGCGGCGUACGGUUCCCGCCCGAGCAGACGAUGAAGUACAGCCAGCAUCUCGACUGGCACUUCCGGCAGAAUCGGCGCGAUCGAGACUCGGCCCGGAAGGCGCACUCGCGCAAGUGGUACUACGACGUGUCGGACUGGAUCCAGUACGAGGAGAUCGAGGACCUGGAGGAGCGCGAGAAGAACUGGUUCGAGACGCAGCAGACCGACCAGGGCGAGCUUAAGAAGGGCGGCGCCGGCGGUGGAAUGGGCCUGGGCGGCAACGACGGGGAUGACUUUUCGUCGCACGACGAUGCGCCGCAGCCGAGCUGCCCGGCCGGACUGGAUGAGAGCGACCGCCAGUGCCACAUGUGCCAUGAUGUGUUCGAACACUUCUACAACGAGGAAACGGAGGAGUGGCAUCUGCGCAACGCGAUCCUGGUCGAUGGCAGCACGUACCAUCCGCUGUGCUACGAGGACUACAAGGCGUCGCUGACGAUGACCGAAACGACGCUGGGCAAUGGGACGCUCGGUGCGUCGUUGGAUGAGAGCCAGAAGACUGAUGAAGCCAUGGAUACGAGCGGCGCGGCUGGCGAGGCUGGCGAGGAUGGCGAAGCCGCUGAUGGGGCAGGAAAAGACAAAUCAAAAGCUAGCAAAAAGGAUAAUGGAAUGGAGGACGAUGACGAUGACGACGAUGUGAUCGUGUUACCUGCCGUGGAGCCCGUCGUGGAGGAAAUCCUCGACGAUGAUGAGCAAGCGGCUGAAAAGAAGGAAGGCGAUGCGGAGGCGGCCGAGCAAUCAUCCACGGUGGACGAAGCGAAGAGCGCCGCCGGAAGUGCAAAAUCGCCGCGGCCCGAGUUCCAGGAGCGUCAAAUCGACGAGGACCUGUUCAUACAGGAGCCCAACAUUGAGGUGACGGAUCUGGACACGAUCGAGGACAAACCGCCGGGUGAGUCGGGCGAAGGGGCGUCCAAUGGCAGCCAGGAUCCGAGCUCGCUGUCGUCGUUGCUGCGCGUUAAGAUCAAGCAGGAACCGAAGGAGGAGGACGAUGCCGACGAAGAGGAUGCACUAUUCGAGGACGUCGGCACGAUCGAGUCCAGCCUGGUCGAAGUGGCGGAACGUUCUCCGGCCGCCAACAAUGCUGCUGAAGAGGAACCGUACGAAGACGUUAUCGCUGAAAGCAUUCCAUCACCAUCAGAAUCGUCCAACCAGAUGGGCAUUGUGGCGCAACCGAAGGCAACGAUCGAUGGCAACGUCGAUCUGCAGGAUGCGCCACAGUCGGCCACGGUUGUGCCGAACAAGAUCAAAAUCAACAUCACGAAGGGUAAGGCCCAGCAGCAGCAGCAGCAGCAGCAGCAUCAGCAGGUGUCAGCGGCAUCGACCAACAACGACGGUGAGCCUGGCGAUGGAAGCAACGGUGUAAAUACGAAUAAUUUUAAUGACGAUAGCCAAGGGGUCGAAGACGAGGCGAGCAAUGACGGUGGCGGCGCUGGCGGCAGUUUGGAAGAGCGGGACGAGAAGAACGGUGCCGAACAGUCCAAUAAUAAAGAAUUGUCGUCCGUGGCGACGCCGCCGGUGGCGGCCGAUGCUGUCGCUGAGGUCGCGUUCGAAGAAACCACUGAUGUUGCGUAUGAGCUGAAGGAAGGCCUACUGGGCAUCGAGUUGAACAGGCGGCCACGGGUAACGAGCGGUCUCGAAGCGUCCGGGCUCUGCUCGAUCAUGUAAAUAACGGAACGCAACGCAAUGUAACGCGCGCUCUCGCUCUCGCAGCAUCACUCGCGAUGGUGGGUCACCCCCCGAAAGGAAUCGAUGCAUCUGAAAUUGUCCCCACUUGUUUGCUGCCAUUGGAGUGCCCAGAUGUUCGUGUUCGGGUAAUCUUUCCGGUUGCUUUUGCAUGUCGAUCUUUUUUUUGUUUUCUUUUCUUUUACCAUACUCUCUCCCACCAUCAUCAACCCUAAUCGCUAACGGUUUACUAGGUUUAGUAGGAUUUGUAAUUUAGCAUUUAGCCUUAUGUGCGUUCAAGAAAGGGAUUGUGUUUGGAAAAGGUUGGGCGUAGUAGGCGGCUAACUGGAAGGCCGAAGUUGGUACACUAGUCAAGUACAAACCAACUUAAAAGCGGGAAUACAAAAACAAAAAACAAAAAAACAUUUGAUAAAAUCUGAACUAUUGGUGGAGCUCUGAGCGUCGUCUUGAGGGAACCGUUUUCUUUCUAAUUUGUUCCAGCAGUUUUCAUCUUACAAUUAAGUAUUUUUUUCUUUAUACAAACCUCUAUGAACGCAACAUGAACUCCACGGGAUUGGUGGAACUUAGUUUCGUAUUUGAAAUGUUUAACCG